AUGAUAGAAAAUGAUUAUUUACAUAAUCAUAAAGAAUUUCACCAACCUUCAGACAGUUCUCCAGCCUCUUAUGAUAAUAAAACCCAUGUAUCUGAAAUAUAUAAAAAUAAUGUUGAACUCGCUCCAUCAGAUAAUCCGACAACUUCAACUUAUUUCGCAUCUAUAUUGCGUGAGUACACUAGAAAAAAUCCACCUAAAGAACAAUUUGAGCGAUCUUUUAAAUUUCAUCCUGGCUCUGGUGAUUAUGCUCCAGACGCUUCUUCAUCAAAAACGAUUAGUUCAACAGCAAAAAAUACAGUUAGUACUCAACAACAGUCCCGACCAGUUAAUCUCAAAGCUAUUUCCUCCACGUUCAGUACAAACAGUCAGCAACAACCCUAUCGUUUACAGGCCCAAACUUCAUCGGUCUCAGGGUCUUAUAAAACAACUUCAACAUCAACAAGUAAUUACGAUACUCCAUCAGCUACAAUUUUCAGUAAACACAGUAAUUCUUGUUCAACAAUCUAUGUCGACGAUUCUACUGUCUCACAACCAAAUUGGAAAGCAAUGAUUAAAUGUGUAUCAUUGGCUAUUCACAGUCAUAUAUACUCGAGAAAAGGAAAUAAAACAAUGGAAAUAUUCGACGAAAAAUUGCAUCCACUAACGGUAAGGAGAAGAGAUCCUGUACCAGAUGAUUAUGAUGAAUUGGUUCCAGAACACAAAGUCAUUUAUCGAUUUUUAAGAAUUCUAUUUACAGCAGCACAAUUAACAGCAGAAUGUGCUAUUGUCACAUUGGUUUAUCUUGAGCGUGUAUUGAGUUAUGGUGAAUUGGAUUUAUGUCCAGCUAAUUGGAAACGACUUGUUUUAGGAGCUGUAAUGUUGGCAUCAAAAGUGUGGGAUGAUCAAGCUGUAUGGAAUGUUGAUUUUUGUCAAAUAUUAAAAGAUAUUACUGUACAUGAAAUGAAUGAAUUGGAACGUGAAUAUGUUCAAUUAUUACAGUUUAAUGUUAACGUUGGUUCAUCCAUUUAUGCUAAAUAUUAUUUUGAUUUAAGACAAUUGGCGAAAGAAAGCAAAAUUUCAUUUCCAGAUGAAUUAUUAACGAAAGAAAAAGCAAUUAAACUUGAAGCAGCCUCUAUGAUUGGUAAUCGUUUGAAUCACACGUCGGCGAAUGUGUCUGGUAGUGGUAGCACAAAUAAUAAUAGUGGUAGUGGAACUGGCGGUCAGUUAUCAGUAUUACGUCGUUCAGCAAGCGUCGAAUUUAUGCACUCACCAAGAAAAAGUUUAUUAAUUAUAUCAUAA
Molecule: messenger RNA, 1278 nt
Organism: Didymodactylos carnosus
Lineage: Eukaryota; Metazoa; Rotifera; Eurotatoria; Philodinida; Philodinidae
Source: the annotation of a GenBank genome assembly